Molecule: messenger RNA, 525 nt
Organism: Nymphaea colorata (pocket water lily)
Lineage: Eukaryota; Viridiplantae; Streptophyta; Magnoliopsida; Nymphaeales; Nymphaeaceae
Product: cysteine-rich repeat secretory protein 38-like
Exons: 1
Coding region: 1-525 (174 amino acids)
Source: RefSeq, a predicted model, not a curated record
AUGGCAACCACGCCGUGGUCAAAUAUCACACGCCUUUCAUAUCUUUUAACUCUGCUUCUGGCUGUGCUGCAAUUUCCUGCUCUGCUGCACGCGAGCGAUGAGGAUUAUUUCGACAUUAAAUAUUUUCGGAGAGGGAACGACUACCUUUACGCAUGGUGCUCCAGAAGCAUACUUGGGUUGUCGCAGACCGACGGGCAAAACGUGGAGCAGCUAUUUCGCUCCCUUGUCGACUCCGUUAACCCCACUGGCUUCUUCAACACUUCCGUCGGCGAAAGUGCCCCUUAUGCAACCUAUGGCCUCUCGCUCUGCCGCGGUGACUUGACCGCCGAUACAUGCCGGAACUGCAUCGCCAACGCCACCGAGAGCGCCAAGGAGGAAUGCCCGAAUAACAGGUCCGCCAUGAUAUGGAUCGGCACCGAUUGCUUGCUUCACUUUUCCGAUACGCGAUUCUUCGGGUCCGUUAAUCCGAGCUGGCUGGCAUGGGCAUACAACGCUUCGACCACGCUGUUGAGAAGUAUGCAAUGA